Molecule: messenger RNA, 174 nt
Organism: Ectocarpus sp. CCAP 1310/34
Lineage: Eukaryota; Phaeophyceae; Ectocarpales; Ectocarpaceae
Source: the annotation of a GenBank genome assembly
AUGUCUCGGUUGCAGACCGAGGGGCACACGCAGAGCUUGCGGGAGGUGCACGAGCGCCUCGUGUCCUUCGUACAAUGCCACACCCAACUCGCCAGCUCUACGAUCGGCUUGGCUGACUCGAUCCUGGACUUCUAUUCCCCGGAGGUGUGGUGUGGGUGCUGUGACAACAAAUAA